Suillus subalutaceus is the source of this 956-nucleotide messenger RNA. RefSeq names its product peptide methionine sulfoxide reductase MsrA. The record is from RefSeq and is a predicted model, not a curated record. Bases 74 to 706 code for a protein of 210 amino acids. NCBI's taxonomy places the organism in Eukaryota, Fungi, Basidiomycota, Agaricomycetes, Boletales, Suillaceae. Gene Ontology annotation, molecular function: peptide-methionine (S)-S-oxide reductase activity. The transcript has 4 exons.
GACGAAUGCUUAGAUACACCUUAGAAGCCGGUGUCACGCUUCCCACCAACUCGUAGCCUUGGUCAUUCAUUAGAUGCUUAGUCGUCUCAAUCACAUUCGUACCGCCCUGUUUUCUUUCGUGACGCCUGCAAUGUCACAUGCAAUUGAUACGUCUCAUUAUCGUGCUGCCUUAUCUUCAGGCGCUCAUGCUCAAAGCGAGAUUGCCACAUUUGCUGCGGGGUGUUUUUGGGGUGUCGAACACAUAUUUCUGAAAGAGUAUCCUCCUUCGCAGAACAAGGGCAUCCUCAAGACGAGCGUCGGAUAUACCGGCGGGGUGGAGAAAGCUCAGAGCCCGACAUACAGAGAAGUGUGCACUGGGACGACCAAUCAUGCUGAGGCCUUGAGAAUUGAAUUCGACCCUUCCAUAAUCCAAUACGGAGAGCUUGUCGAGUUUUUCUACCGUACCCAUGAGCCGACCACGUUCAACAGGCAAGGCGGUGAUGUGGGCACUCAGUAUCGCUCUGCAAUUUUCACGCAUUCACCUGAACAGAGCAAGAUAGCGAAGGACGUCACGCAGAAGGUACAAGAGGAACAUUUCAAGGGCCAAAAGAUCGUGACGGAAAUUGAAGAAGCUGGGCAGUGGUAUGAUGCCGAAGAAUAUCAUCAGCUAUACCUGUUCAAGGAACCGAACGGGUACCAGUGCCCAACACACAAGAAGCACUGGUAGAUGGAUGAGAUAUUGUUAACAGUGUAACUGAGUACUGGAAUUGAUGAAUAUACAUUAAACACCAACUUAAGCCGUGCACCAGUUAUCAAAAUGACCACAAUCAAAAGCCGCCAUCAGAGUUGCGAAAGCCCGUCCCUUUACAAAUGUAACAAGGAGAGUGGUGCCGAACGGGCGAUGUCAAUGCCAACCCUGUAUAAGGUCUGACUCAACUCUCUGCACCGUCAUUUCUCGUCAUUGGCGUUUUUGAUUG